Messenger RNA from Linum trigynum, 2919 nucleotides. NCBI's taxonomy places the organism in Eukaryota, Viridiplantae, Streptophyta, Magnoliopsida, Malpighiales, Linaceae. The record is from the annotation of a GenBank genome assembly.
AUUUGACUUUAAUUUUGAUAGGAACUUGUUAUUGUAAAUUUUUUACGUCAAAAACCCAUGGGUACCCAUGAACCCACGGAUACCCAGCGGGUUGGGUUGGGUUUGAGUUUUUCAAACCCAAUGGGUUUUACCCCGGGUUUUUUUCGCGGAUAAACCCAUGGGUUUGGGUUUGGCAAAACCCGACCCAACCCGACCCAUUGCCAUCCCUAGUCCUGAAUCAGCAAGGAUUGACAGAGGAAGAAGAAGAAGUGGAGAAACGUUUCAUCACCGAGGAUGUUUCUUCUGUUAUGUUUUGUUUUCAUUUAGUCGCUGCGACGACGUUUUGCUUUCUGUUUAUUAGUCGUUAAGCAAACAGUGUUUUAUGUUGCUAAUGGCCAGUAGAAUCGUGACACCUGUACUAGCUUGAUAAUUUGAUUUUGCUGCUAUAAAAACGAACAGAGAACUCAGCAGAAAGCUUGAGCUUCUCUUUCACAAAUCACUCUACAGAAUUCAUAUGGUAUAAGAGCUGUGAGGCUCUAGGGUUUCUCAGAACGCGCCGCCAUUGUUGAACCAACAACCCCAGGAGGCAACACUCGCGAUUCAGGGAGCUCAGGAGCAAAUGUGACUGGAACUCCAGUGAACCUGCAAUUUGGCUCAUUCAACCAAGAGACUGCUCAGAAUGAGACGAUUACGUUUGGUAACCCCUACUAUCUCAACCCAAACGAGAAUAUGUCCAUUUUUGUGGUUGCUGAGCUGUUUGAUGGGUCUAAUUAUAGUAUGUGGAGUAGAUCUAUGCAAGUUGUUCUAAAAACUAGGCAUAAGAUCGAAUUUAUUGAUGGAUCCAUACCUAUGCCAGCACGAGAUUCCAAUAUGUUUGGAAUAUGGGAUGCUUGCAACACCCUUGUGUUAUGUUGGAUUCAAAACUCUGUUCAGAAGGACAUAAGGAGAUCAAUCCUUACCCAUAGUAACGCUAAGGCCCUCUGGGAUGAGUUGAAAAGAAGAUUUGGGUUACCUAAUGCCCUUAGGAUCACUAAUCUGGAAGAUGAGAUUAUUGCUUGUAAAUAGGGCUCGAGGUAUAUCACUCAAUACUACACAGAAGUGAAAGGGUUGUGGGACGAGUAUGUUGAGUACAAUCCUAUUGUACCAUGUGCUGCAGUGGCAACCUUUGUUCAGAAGCAAGAAACAGAUUAUGUGGUUCGUUUCUUGAGAUGCAGAAGCCCUUGCCAACUGUGUCAACAACUGUGGAUGACCUUUUACAACAUGAAGAGAAAUUGAAGGGUGACAAUACAAAUGGAGGAAGAAGGUCAUAGAUUCUAGCUCUGGCAGUAGAAGGAGAACAAGGAAGGGAAUCUGGUGAAGGAAAGCAGGGCAGGAAGUUUUGCAGAUUUUGCAAAAUGAGGAAUCACAAUAUAGAGGACUGUUACAAGUUGAAGAAGAAGCAGUCUGAUCAGAAGAAUGGUAAUGGAUCAAACUUAGGGUCUAGUUCAAGCUCUAGCACUCCUAGGUUUACUGGUUCAGUUUCACAACCUGGAUUCAAUGAAGCACAAUCAGAGGGAGGAUUCUCUAGUGAGGGGAGUGUUGCUCAGGCACCACCCAGUUUUACACCAGAGGAAAUGAACAGACUCAGGUAUCUCCUGCAAGUUGGUACUAAUACAUCACCCUCUCCACCUACCUCACCAUCUAUUGACCAUCAAGCCUACUCAGUAUCUCAAUUCCUAGCACCCUUUCCUAAUCACUCCGGUAAAUAUGUCCUGUCCUCAGCCCAAAACUGUAGUCCUGAUAAUCUAGGCCUCUGGAUACUUGAUAGAGGGGCUUCAGAUCAUACAACCUGUAGUAAAUCCUUGUUCACCUAGUCUAAACAAGUUGUUGAUACCUUUGUUUACCUCCCAAAUAGUACAAAAGUCCUUGUCACUCAUAUAGGGACAGUCAAGUUACCUACUGGUUUGUUCCUUUAUGAUGUUUUGUUAGUUCCAAGCUUUACAUGCAACCUAGUUUCAGUUAGCAAACUCACCAAAGACUUCCCAAUCUCAUUACUUUUCCAUUUUGAUCAUUGUCAUAUCCAGGACCUACUAAGCAUGAAGAAGAUUGGUUUGGCAAAAGAAACUAGAGGGCUCUACCAACUCACCUUCACACCUAGACAGUCCAAGACCUUUCAUUCAUCACCUCCACACCUUGCAGCCACCUUAUUCAACUUUCAACCUCAACAGCUUGACCUAUGGCAUUGCAUACUAGGAUAUCCAGGUCAUGAUAGGAUUUCUUUAAUUCAUCAUACCUCUCCUGAUGUAACUAGUGAUAGAAUCAAACACUGUGAAGUUUGCCAUUUGUCCAAACAUAAGAAGUUACCUUUUCCUGUUAGUACCAACAUUGCACCUGAUGUUUUUCAUUUGGUUCAUGUGGAUAUAUGGGGACCUCUAUUUGUUCCUUCUUAUGAUGGUUUUAGUUACUUUCUCACUGUGGUUGAUGAUUGCUCUAGAACUGUGUGGGUUUAUUUAAUGCAUCAUAAAGGUGAAGCAAGGGGGUAUUUACAGGAUUUCUGUCAUCUGGUUAAGAACCAGUUUGGGAAGACAGUUAAAAUUAUCAGAAAUGAUCAGGGGAAGGAGUUUGAAAUGUGUGAAUUCUUUGCUGCUGAAGGUAUAGAACAUCAGGUUUCCUGUGUUCAAACACCAGAACAAAAUGGAAGAGUGGAACGUAAACACCAACACAUUCUAAAUGUGGCCAGGUCCUUAAAAUUUCAAUCUGGCAUUCCUCUUGAGUUUUGGAGUGACUGCAUACUCCAUGUUGUCUACCUUAUUAACAGAAUUCCCACACCUCUUCUCAAAAACAAAUCUCCUUAUGAAAUCCUCUUUGAUCAGCCUCCUUUCCUUGGGAACUUGAGGAUUUUUGGGUGUUUAUGUUAUGCCAGUACACUUGCUCAAGGGAGAACAAAAUUUGCACCUAGAG